This is a messenger RNA of Pseudo-nitzschia multistriata, 2087 nucleotides long. The record is from the annotation of a GenBank genome assembly. Lineage: Eukaryota; Bacillariophyta; Bacillariophyceae; Bacillariales; Bacillariaceae.
CACUACUCAAACCAUCCAACAAUGGCAAAACCCGUUAGAACAUCAACACAGCGUCGUCGUCCGGUUGUGGAAACUUCCGCAGACGGUGCUCCUUCUAUUCCAAACAAAAAAAGCAACAAGGUGAGAAGCAAGAGGAAGCAAAAGAAAGCGUUGAAGCCAAUGUAUGUUGUAUCAUAUAGCGAUGGUGGCGAUGACGAAGCCAACGAAGCCAAAAGGGAACUCUACGCACCAUUUCGUCGCGAAUUUCCAGAUACUGCGGUACGAAGCUCUCCCAAACAGAAGCCUAAACACAAAAAGGACGCCACUGCCAGCGACCACAAUCGCAGUCACAAGAAUAAAGGUAGCAAACAUUCUUCUCUCUUGUGCAAGCACCGAAAUGGUGUUGUCUCGUCGCACGCAAGAAUGUCUUUCGCCGGGGAAGUACUAGAAGGCGAUCGCCACGGAGACAACUACUUUGCUUCGAAGCAAGGAAAGACAUCAUCAUCUGCACAUCCACGCCAACUAGGACUCCCACUUAUGCCUACAGAAAGCUCAAGCAGCGAAACAAUCAGUAUUCUUAGUGACACUGUAUUUUGCGUGGGGCAAAACUCGGCCGAUGCCAAUGCGGCUACAGCGGCGGCAGCGGCGACAGCAUCUCCCGAAGAAAUCCAGGCCUUCAGUGCUAUCUUAGACCACAUGAUGAAGGAAGGAGGAGCGGAGGAUGCCAAGAAGAAGAAGAACAAUAAUAACAACAAGAAGAAGAAAGACAAGAAGAAGAAGAAGAAGAAGAAGAAGAAUACUCCAUUUGCGAUGUUUCGUGGGAAAGCGUUGGUUGAUACUCCCCCUACUCACCAAGAUGUACCACAAGACCAUGAUCGGCAACCACAACAACAACCACAAAAACAAAAGGGAUUCAACUACCGAAAAUACACUUCAAACAGUACGAUCGAUCCUUCUUCGUUUGCCAAGUACUUAUCGUCCGACGAAGAUGAUAGCCUUGAUGAAAGCGGGGUGUUCGAUGAAACCAUAACCACUGACAAGAACUACAAAAAAAAAGAAGACUUCAGGAUGUCAGAUCGAUGUGAUUCAGACUCGUUAUCGAUUGGAUUGGCCGACGACAGAUAUGCAUCAACCUUCGAGCAAACCACUGUCCUCGGGGACACGACAUUCGAACAAACUGUCCUCGAGGGCGCUGCCACCUACGAGCAAACUUAUGUUGAAGACAAAGCGAAGAGAGCGGAAAAAAUCAACGACGACGACAACGAAACAAGAGAUUGGUACGUGCCCGAUGGUACCACCAUCGGAGGCACGUAUACCAAUGCAAAUAACACUUUGGGUGGAAGUACAGCGUACAAUAAUCCUCCAAGAUUAAAUUUGCCAUCCAUUGAUUUCGAUGAGUCCUUGCUGCAGUACCACACUACAACCUUUGAAGGCACCGAAGCAACGUACGAUGACGAAACCGAUCGCGUCUUCAGCUGUGAUGACAGCACCGAAAAUAGUGACAGCGAAAGUGACGAGAGUAGCAACAGUGGUUCGUACACCGAUUAUACCAGGAAUGGAGGCACUAGCCUAUUUUCUGAAUCUACCUAUUCCACCGUCGCCAGCGGCGAUAUUUCUUCCGAACGCAACACAUCUUCAACCAAAAACAACAAGAAGAACAACAAACCCGAUCGUCUGUUACCAUUCCAAAGGAAACGACCGGAGAGAAAUUCAUCUUCUACACGUGACAAUGAUUGCAAUGAAAACGUCAACACUGGCAACAACAAUCGAAUGCAGAAAAAAAAGAAUAGAACAAAAAAACAAAAUUCACAGACAUGCGGUAAGAACACACCAGAGUAUGGGGAUGAAUCUAUCAAAUCGAAUACUGUCUUUGCUCUCCCUCCGUUUCAAAAGAAUGGCAAAUAUACUAAUACUCCUCCAGCUUCGGAUGCUGCUUCGCCUGUAAAUUCUACCAUGCGUAAGAAGGGACUUCCUCCUCUCCCACCGACUUCCACUACUGCUCUUGAUCCAUCCAGCGAGCAAGUGUCUUUGAACACUUCUUCCAAAAACCAAAAGAUCAAAAAGCCCCUGGCUUCCGCAACCAACAACAAUAACUGGGACAUGAUGAC